AGCCAGUCUGCGUUAAGUUCAACUCGGUUUCGGUCGCGAUUCGGUGGUUUCUUUUUUGUUUGACGUUAUUUUUCGCGUUUAUUGUGUUGAAUUUGGACGUUGAAUUGCUUAAAAGUGGUUUUGAGUGUAUUUAAACUUUGAUUGAAUUGUUAUAAAAGCGGGAAUUUAAUAUCGAGGUAACGAUCUCGUAAGUGUCACUUAAGGUGCAAGUGUCUCUUUGCCUUUCUCCAUAAGUCAAAAGGUUUAAAGGUAAAUUUCAGUUUUGAAGAAUUUCAAAUUGAAGAGUUGACUUUUAUCAAAAGAAAACUGCUGAAAAGUGUUCCAAAGUGAAAGGUCGAUCCAGUACAAGCGAAAAGCAAGCAAAGAAAACAUGCAAUAAAGAGAAGAAACAAGUUGAAAGAAGUCAAGAAAAAGGGUUAAAACCAGUGUAUGUUUGUUUAUCAUUGGAUUGCGUGCAUCGCGCGUUCAAAGAAUAAAAGGGGAGAAGAGAACAGGUGCGAUUUCUGGCCGGUUUCAGUGUUUGGUUUUCAACGAAGAGAAGCACUUUCAAAUCUUCGGCAAAUGAUUUUUGAAGUGCGAGGUUGGAGCACCAUCAGUGCGAGUGUAAAGAAGUAGCGGUUAAUUGUCCGAAGGAGAGGCGUGUGUAAGCUGGAGGAAUGUUCUGACAAAAGCCCAACAGCAAUCAAUUGAAUUCGCACAAUCAACUUGUACACAACAUCGACGUGAAAACCAGCAAAACUCCAGCUCCGCAGCUGGGUUGGAGGUAGUUGGCCAUGCACGUGCUGCAUUGCACGUAAAGGUGUGCCGGUACCUCACAGCAGCCUACUGUGCGCCCAGGUGAUUGUUUUGCGAGCUUGGUGCCAACUUGGUGGUGAAGUAAUAAGAGCGCUUAAAAAGGUGUUUGUGAAUAUAAAAAAUGGAGUAUUAAAAGUGCACUCGGGAGAGAGAGAAAAAAAAUUGCAUGUAAUUUUCCGUGUAUCGUUGCGUGUAACGCAAAGUGUAGUGCACGCGUUACAACCAGGUGUAAUUUUCCAAUUUGGUUGUUGUUGCGUGUAGAGAAGAAAACAAAACUUGCGAAAGUGAAAAAAAGGAAGAGCAAGAAGCAGCAGCGAUUUGUAUCGUUUUGUUGUGUUUGCAACAUACAACACAAUACAGAAAGAGAGUGAAAAAAGGCGUGUAACAGCGACCACGUGGAACGCGAAGAGACCCCCGCGGAGAUUGACCCGGAGUUUGCACACAGGGGCAAACUUGUUUGCCUGUGGCCAAAUCCAAGUCGGCGGCGAAAAGACAUCGCGUUGCCAUAGCAAAAACUGGUUUGCUGCGAGAGGUGUGUGCUUUUUUGCAACCAAGGUGGAAACAAUAUUAAGAUUGAUUUGAACUGUGCGCCGGUUUGACCGAUCGGGGAUCAAUUGGCGCUUUGGCGCGAAAAAUCGGCCCCACCAGCAGCAAUUAAGAUGCGACCAGCGAUCAUGCCGGAGUGGCCGUCCCCUCGGACUCGGUCUCGGUCCCCGUCAACUGCCACGGUUAUCUAUCGCUAAGCCGCCGACGACGACGACUUUCAAACUGGUGGAAGUGCUAAGGCAAUUAGUGUGCAACGCCGUCGCUGUCAGUGCGAUUCCGAGCGUGACUUCCGAAAACGCAUACACACAGGUGAAGAUCACGACCAAGAGUACGACUUCGACACGAAGCGCCUCUGACCAAGUCCGAAGAUCUCGGCUCUCCAAAGAUAAUAAAAGACAGAACCACCCCUCUCAAGUGAGAGUAGUGGACUCGGCAUCGCGCUCGCGCCACAGAUAUUGAACACGACCUGCGCCACAGCCGAACUAGACCGACCAUCAUCAACCGUCAUCGACACAUCUACACCGCAACGCAACGGCUUCCAGCAGCGGAUCUUGUCCGGCACCACCACCACCAACUACGGCGGCGUCGGAGGCAAUUAGCAGUUCCGCGGCGGCCCCCGAUCGUCAUCAUCAUCAUCACCAUCAUCGGAGGAAGAGCAACUCGGCAACCAUCAUUGGUCGAAAGUCGAGCCUCGAUAUCAGCAAAAUGGAGCAUGCCGAUUUAGUUUCCGAGAUGGCUCAGGUCGAGCAUCUGUCCACGCAGGACCGGCUGCAUCUCGCGCGGAUGCGCCGUGCCCAGCAGCUGAAGGUGGCCAAACAGCGCGAAAAGGAAUGGCUCAAGGCGCAGCGGAGCAAGGACCGGCUGGGGAACGCGCACAUGUCCACCUACAAGCGCCACAUCACCUUCGAGGACAGCGUGGUGCUGCUGGAGGCUGCCGCGCGGAACGACAUUGCCGAGGUGGCCAAACUGCUCCAGAAGGGCGUCACGCCGGACGCGACCAACAUGGACGGCCUAACGGCGCUGCACCAGUGCUGCAUCGACGACAACGCCGAAAUGCUGAACCUGCUGCUCGACUACGGCGCCAACGUCAACGCCCAGGACAGCGAACGGUGGACCCCGCUCCACGCGGCCGCCACCUGCGGCCACCUCAACCUGGUCAAGAUCCUGAUCGGGCGCGGGGCGAAUCUCCUCUCGGUGAACGCCGACGGCAACAUGCCGUACGACAUCUGCGACGACGAGGAAGCCCUGGACUACAUCGAGGCCGAGAUGAGCAAACGGGGCGUCACGCAGGAACUGAUUGACGAAACGCGGGCCGCCACCGAAACCAAAAUGCUCGUAGACCUGCAGGAGACGGCCGCCCGGCAGGACGGGGACCUGGAAGUACCUGACAGCGCGGGGGCGACGCCGCUUCACAUAGCGUCCGCCAACGGCUACACGCGAGUGGUAGAGUUCCUAUUAGAGCAGCACGUGGCGACGGACGCCGUCGAUCACGACCUCUGGACGCCGGUGCAUGCGGCGGCCUGCUGGGGUCACCUGGAAGUACUGGAGAUGCUGGCGCAAGCCGGUGCCGAUUUGAAUGCCAAAAAUAAGAACGAUGAAACGCCUUCCGAUAUUUGCGAGGACCCGGAGAUUCGAGAACGGAUAGAGCAGCUCAAGACGGAGCAGGAGAGUAAACGACUGGCCGAGGCCCAACGCAAGCGGGUCCGGCGAUCCCAGAGCAAUAACACCAGUGUUCGCUCCCAUCCCUGCAGGGCACAAUCCGUGCGGCGGACGUCGCUCCGGGACAAGGGUCUCACCACCAAGAAGGACGCCGUCGAGGAAGCCCGGUUUCGAUUACAAGCGCAAGAGGGCUACACAACACCGGAUGGCGUCACGACGACGACGACGACAACGACGGCUACCGCUGGAAGUAACGGCAGUAACGCCUCUGCCGUCGCCGCAGCCACUAACGGUGAUAACCCUAACUCCAAGCGACCGCCACGUAGUUCUAACCUCAGUUCCACUGAUUGCUCCCCCUCUAUCCCACCCUCUAAACCCACAGCCGUCAAUAACAGCAAGAACACCAAUGGUCACCUGAACUCUGUAAAUAACAAUAGCAUCACCAGUAACAACAACAACAACAAUAACAGCACGAGUGUAACGCUGAAUAACGGACUGAACAAUACUCGUUACAACCACAACAACAACCUCCUCAACAACAACAACAACAACAGCAAUAGCAAAGACCACAACAACGGCGGCUACCACGGCGGAACGGCCAACACUUCCGGCACGUCGUCGGCCUACUCGUCGCAGCCACCGUCGCUGAACCAGUACGAUCGCCGGUCGCCGGAAGGCAAGGACAACGACUCGUUCCUGAGCGAAACGACGCCCGCGGUGGCGGCCGGAAAAAUCCUCAACGGUAACCAUAACAACAACCAAAACAACAACACCAAUGCCAACAACAGCAAGAUACUAGCCUUAUCACCUUCCGCCUCCUCCUCCGUUUCGUCCUCAACAGCCGCAGCAGUCAAUGGUAAUCUAGUCAGUAGCAAUAGUAGUAGCAACAACAACAACACCAACAACAACAUUCCAAAUGCGACGGCCACGGCCACCGCCACCGAGGUGUACUCGACCUCGAACAACGAGAACGGCAAGAUCAACGUCCAGGUGACGGUUCUAGUGGAUCCAUCUGUCGCAGGAACGCUGGCGGACCUGAAGAAGCACCGCUCGCAGAACCGGUCCAGCGUCAGUCCGGAGAACGGUUCGCUGCUGAGCGCCCAAGGUCUGACGACCAACGGCAACGGCCAGCCGCUAGAGCUGUCGCUGGUGUCAACGGGGACCAGCGACCACUACUUGGCUCACGGUAACGGCGAAAAGUCGGCCAUUUCGACGCUGAGCAGCGCCACCGGAAAUGGCGUGCUGGCGGCGGAUGGCGGAACCGCUGUCCACACCCCGAGCGGGACGCUCAACAAGUUUAGCGGAAACACGAGCGACGUCGUCAGUGACAGCACGCGGUCACGGCGGUGCUGCGUGCUGAUGUAAGUAAUCCAAGAUGGCGGCGGCAGCGCAGCUGUCAAACUAGGAUUAGGCGGCACCACACUGUAAGUUGUGAUUUGUAGGUUAGAAUUUUCUUUCGUUUAUUUUUUGGUUUUGUCGCCUUUUUUCGACCAUGGCGCGCAAUUGUGUGUAAAAAUUGAUGCGAAACUUAACCUAGGUUUUUUUCCGUCACCGUUUUGACGGUAAGGCCUGGCGCGAAAACCAAAACGAGAUAUGUGUGCAUGUAUAUGAUUUCCCCUUAGUAUUAUUUGUAUAUUUUCAAAAUUAAGUAGAAACUCGAGAGCAAGAGGCACCCUCAAGAUUCAUCAUGUAUUCAGUAUUCAACGCUUAAAAGUACUUAAAAUAUAUAAAUGGCUUUAUUUACCCAAUUUCUCCGCAAGCAGAUUUGAGCGUGUUUUGAUUCGUUUUCCAUAGCCUACGUUUCUGGAAUCAAUUGACAAGUGAAUACAAAAGUUAUGUAUUCCCAAUUUCAAAUAAAAUUGAGUUGAUGGUUUUCAGAACAAGAAGAUAUGUUUUUACAUAUUUAUCAAAAAAUACAAUUUCAAUUUUUUUUUUUUUUUUUGGUUUUGAUUAUUACUUUUUCUAAUGACCAGGUUCAUGAAUUUGAUUAAAAUUCAGAUACUUUUAAUCUGCUUUUUACAUUAUAAUGACUUAAUUUAUGAAAAUUUCUAAAAUUUAAGAAAAUCAGUAAUUUUUCAAAAGUACUCAGUUUUUUUAUUUACUCAAUGAAGUUUAAAAUAAAAAGCUUGUAUGGAGAUUACAACAUUUUGAAAUUUUCAAUGUCGGUGUUAAAAAAUGUCAAAUUUAGAAUCGGUUUUUUACAACAUAAUGGUUGCUAAAAUUUUAGCGAAAUACCAUAUUUUUCAACAAUGAUCAAAUGUUCAUAAUUGCCGAUAUGUGAAUUAAAUGCCCCAAAAAUUUUUAUGGAUUAGAGUUUUUUAGUUUUGCUCAAAUUUUCACUAAAUACCGUAUUUCUUCGAGAAUCUCAAAAUUUAUAUGUUUACCUUAUGGAUGGCAAACAACUCGCAAUUAUGAAUGGAUUUUAGCAACUUUUGAGUUUAUUGGUUUAUUAAUUUUCUCUUUCAGCAAAAAAAACGGAGUUUGUGAAAAGUCUUUCAGAAUUUUAGAUGAAAAAACUCAUUUUUUUAAAAUCUAUUCAUAAUUUUGCGUUGUUUCACAUCCGUAAUCUAGAAAACAUAAAUUUUGAGAUUCUAAAAAUUACGGUGUGAAAAUUUGAGCAUUCCUAACCAAAACUUAAAUAAAAGCAAAAAAUCUAAUCCAAGCCAUUUAAAAUUUUAGGACAUUUAAUUUGCACAUCGGAAAUAUGAAAAUUAAAUUUGAGCACUGUUAAAUUAUAUAUUAUUUGUUUUAAUUUUAAGGAAUUUUUAUGUUUUGAAAAAAGAUUUUUAAUGCCACGUAUUUUAUUUAAAAUUUUAAAAUAUGUAUAAAUUUUCUAAUAAACCAUUUAUUUUACAUGUCAUUAAGUAGAUAAAAAAUCUGAGUGUUUUUUGAAAAUGAGAGUAAUUUGUUAAAUUUUCGAAAAUUUUAUAUUUUAAGUAUUUGGAAAAAUACAAUGUUUUAUAGUAUUUUGAGAACUUAUACUUUUGAUCCUUCAUCUUUAUAAAAAAUAGCUGAAAAAAAAGUUUUAAGAGUAGAAAAAAUGAAAAAAAAAUCAUGGACUAUUUUAAAUUUUAUUUUAUUUAUUUUAAUUGUUUGAAAUCUUUUCUUAAAACAACAAUUCCAUGUCAAACCAGCAGGAUAAUUAAAAAUUGUUCAGGAAUUUCUUGACCAAAAUAAUUACACCAUAUUUUAUUGUCAAUAUUAGGCCAAUUUAAAUUGGUCUAGGUGAAAUAGGGUGUUCCAAAAAUUGCAAUUUUUACCGUUUUCUCCAAUUUUGCCUGCCUGUUUCAAAGAAGGAUUUAAAAUUAUUUUUUCAGAAAAAAAAACUUUUUGUAUGGAAGCUCGAAACCCAAUUUUGAACGACCACGAUUUCAUCUUGCUUGUUUGACGUGGAAUCGAUUAAGAAAACCAAUGUUUAAAUAUUUUUUUUCUAAAUUUUUUCAAGCUGUUUUUUUUUAAUUUUUUACGAUUUAUUUUUUUUACAAUAAAAUACGUCCGCGAAACUAGCAGAGGGUAAAAUUACUCAAGUAAUAGCAUUAUUUUUCAAGUGAACAGCAUCCAAAUCUUGCAAAUAAGAAACAUGAAAUGUAAGAUAGCUACUCUUUUUUAAACUUCAAUAAAACGAAACUCUUUUUACAAACAACUGAAGAUUUAAAGGAAACGCCACAGAAUUAUUCCUGGAAAGUAUUUUUCUAAAAAAAUAAAUAAAAUAAACAAAGUGAAGUAAAGAAAUCAAAAGUACUUAAAGUGCAAGAAACGAAACAAUAUCGGAAUGAGCUUAUUAAAGAUGGACACUAAUGUGAACGCGCUUCAAAGCAGAAACGUAAAUAAAAAGAAAGAAUGAUUUAAAAACAUAGCAGGCUAGGGGUUUGUAUAUAUUUGUAUAGGCGCUACUUUGACAGCUCAGUGGUGAGAUGUAAGCAAUGGAAUGAUCAAUUAAACAAAAACACACAGAAACACAACAUUUUAUAUUUACAUAAAAAACAUUGAAAAAGCAACAUGAAAAUAGCAACAGCAAACGCAAGUAGAACUUUUGAUAAACAUUCUCAUUAGCACCGUGAUUUAACUAGUAUACUUAGUAGUAGUAGGGCAAGCGUGUAUGAUAAAGAGAAGGGAUUUUGUUUUGUUUUGUUUCACUCACAAUCACCAUACAUUUACACCUGAUAAAUAGAGAAAUAAACAAAAAAAAACACCAACACACAAAGAAGAACAAUCCAAAUCACACAGCAAGCAAACGAUUUGCUGCAAGGGCUCAAUAGUUGGAAAAACUUGUACAUUAAUGAAAGUGAGUGAUUAUGAUGAUGACUAUUAUUAUUAUAUUAUUAUUAUUAUGUAUUAUUGCUUUUUUGUUACUACUUCUCACGAGACAUUUAGUCACAGAUCAAAGGAACAAUCGUUAUCGGAAUAAAAUAGUGAAGAAAGAAAGAAAGAGAAAAAGAAUAUAUUCAAUCUUAAAAAUUUA
Culex pipiens pallens (northern house mosquito) is the source of this 7462-nucleotide messenger RNA. Its product is annotated as protein phosphatase 1 regulatory subunit 12B-like. The transcript is spliced from 13 exons. Gene Ontology annotation, molecular function: protein binding; enzyme inhibitor activity; phosphatase regulator activity. Lineage: Eukaryota; Metazoa; Arthropoda; Insecta; Diptera; Culicidae. The record is from RefSeq and is a predicted model, not a curated record. The coding region runs from base 2047 to 4365 and encodes 772 amino acids. Gene Ontology annotation, cellular component: cytoplasm.